AAGCGCAGCCGGCCGGUGCCAACGCCCAAAGAUAACCGUGAACGACAGAAGAGUAGUUCGUGUACGCAGUGUUACAAAGCGAUUUCAACAAAAUGUCUCUACUUCCAUUCUUUUUCGACGAGCCCGUCUACACUUCGCGUUGGCUGCGCCCGUCGAGAAUCUUGGAUCAACACUUCGGGUUGGGUUUGGAUCCCGAAGACCUGUUUCAGCCGUUGGAUCUCAACAAUCGUCAGGUCACCAGGACGCCGGCCGGAUAUUUAAGAAGCUGGAGAUCUAACGCAUCCGAGAAAGACGCCGGGUCAGUCGUGACCUUUGACAAGGACAAGUUCCAGGCGAACCUCGACGUUUCGCAAUUUAAACCGGAAGAAAUUUCUGUGAAGGUCGCGGACAACGUGCUGACGAUCGAAGGCAAACACGAGGAGAAAAAGGACGAACACGGGAUGAUUUCCAGGCACUUUGUCAGGCGGUACGUGUUGCCGAAGAAUUGCAACCUGGAUAAAGUAGAGUCCAAGUUGUCCUCCGACGGAGUUCUUUCAAUUACCGCUCCAAAGAUCGAGGCGAUGGAGGUCGACCACAAGACCGUGCCGAUUCAGCAGACCAACGAGCCGGCAAAACAAAUAGAACAGAAAAAGUAAUCGUUUUUUGUCACCAUUUAUUAUAUACGUUUGUCGCAAAUAAUUAUUAGCGUUAUAAGUAUUAGUAACAGUGUUAGUUCUGUUUUUCAAGACUGAAGUUGUGCUAUUUUAAGUUUGUAUUUUUGCUUUAUUUAAUAAACGUUUAAAAUCGAA
Messenger RNA from Cylas formicarius (sweet potato weevil), 788 nucleotides. RefSeq names its product protein lethal(2)essential for life-like. Lineage: Eukaryota; Metazoa; Arthropoda; Insecta; Coleoptera; Brentidae. Gene Ontology annotation, molecular function: protein folding chaperone. The transcript has a single exon. The record is from RefSeq and is a predicted model, not a curated record. Gene Ontology annotation, biological process: response to heat; protein refolding. The coding region runs from base 93 to 635 and encodes 180 amino acids.